AUGUCUUUUUCCAGUAUUACCGUGUUCUCCUGUUCUACCGUCCGAAAGGAGUCGAAUCCAAAUAUUAUCAUUCUAUUCAUUGGUGAAUCAGGCUCAGGCAAAUCAACUUGUAUAAAUUAUUUUGCCAAUUAUUUUACCAAUUCUUCAUUUGAUGAAGAAGAUCAUUAUUCAAAUAUGAAAAUUGUUAUACCAAACAGUCUAUUUCCUGAGCCGAAUUUUCCUGAGGGACACCAUCGACAUUGUGAGCGUAAUGUACAUGAUACUAGUAUGAGUCAAACGCAAGAAUGUACUGCUUAUGAUUUUCGAUGGAAUGGGCAAUGUAUCAAAAUUAUAGAUACACCUGGUUUUAAUGAUACAGAUUCCCAUAAAGAUGAUCAAAAUAUUCAGAAAAUCUUGACACAAGCUUCACAAGUUCCAUUCAUUAAUGCUAUUGUAAUCACGAUCAAUGGCACAAAUGUUCGUUUAUCAACAUCCAUCAAAACAACAUUGAGUCAACUGCGUAGUUCAUUACCAGAUAAAAUUUUUAAAAAUUUAUUUUUUAUCUUCACAAAUUGUACUGAAGAAACUAGAAACUUUGAUUUAUCCCUGAUUUCUGAAUUCAAACCAUCAGAAGAACGAACAUUUCAUAUGCAAAAUGCAUUGUUUUCCAUCAAAGAUAAGUCGUUACUUCAAAACACAAAAUCAGUACGAAAAAUGACACAAACAUGGAAGGAGUCGGUAGAAACAAUGGGCGAAAUAAUGCAUGAAAUAAAUCAAACAUCGGCUACAUCGGUACAAGUAUUUAAUGAUAUGAGAAUUCGACGAGAACAACUGAUUGUACACAAGGAGAAUUUGAUUGAAAAACAAAAGUCUUUGUUAAAUAUCAUGAAUACAUUGCAAAUUGAAAAAGAGCGUUUGAAAAAUGCCUCUGAAGAUCAACAAGCAAACAAAAAUUUCACGGAAUCAAAACGUAUCAGCGUUAUUGAUAUAGAAAAAAAAUCAUAUUAUAGUACAAUUUGUCUGAGACAUGGUAAAGUACAAGUAUGCCAUGAGAACUGUUCGUUAUCAUAUGAGCCCAAGUUGAAUUUGCAUCAUUUUCAACAAUGUGCUGCUGCAAAUGGAUCAAAUUGCCGACAUUGUGCGUGUGGAAUGAAUGACCAUUUACAUUCUUACGAAAUUCCAGUAUCACGACUAAAAACGGUUGAAGAAAUCAUUCAAAGUAAAAAGGCUGCUUUUGAACAAGCCAAUAGAAAUAUAAAAAGUAGUAGCGAUAGAGUUGUUCUCUUAGAGCGUGUUCGAGAUGCUUGUCAGUAUGAGGUUAAUGAUAUUAAAGAUGGCUUGUUGACGACAAUAAAGGAGUUGAAACAAAUUUGUUCACACUUCAAUUUUCACGAUGAAAUGAAUGGUACAAUACAAAAGUUAAGAAAAGAAGCUAAAAUUGCAACAGACUUUAAAGCAAAGCAAGAAUUCACUCGAACAGCCAAUGCCAUUGAACAUUUUAUCAAUCGAAUUUAA
Rotaria socialis is the source of this 1494-nucleotide messenger RNA. The record is from the annotation of a GenBank genome assembly. NCBI's taxonomy places the organism in Eukaryota, Metazoa, Rotifera, Eurotatoria, Philodinida, Philodinidae.